This is a messenger RNA of Oryctolagus cuniculus (rabbit), 1085 nucleotides long. It is a transcript of the gene APOBEC3A, whose product is annotated as apolipoprotein B mRNA editing enzyme catalytic subunit 3A. Lineage: Eukaryota; Metazoa; Chordata; Mammalia; Lagomorpha; Leporidae. Gene Ontology annotation, molecular function: zinc ion binding; cytidine deaminase activity; RNA binding. The record is from RefSeq and is a predicted model, not a curated record. Gene Ontology annotation, biological process: defense response to virus; DNA cytosine deamination; cytidine to uridine editing. Gene Ontology annotation, cellular component: P-body; nucleus; cytoplasm.
GGAAGGGGUGGGGUACAGCACAGCCAACCCAGAAACUUCCAGGUCCCUCCGAUGACAUAUAAGGCUCCGGGGCCCAAGAGCUUGCAAGAGGAGCCACCGCAGGCUGCGACAGUGAUAGGAGCCAGGAAGCGACAUGGAGGACAACGCGGCCCCGGAGCCCAGACCCCUGCUGGAUCAAGGCACAUUCAUGGAUCACUUUGCAAAUGAAGAUGGGGGCCGUGGGCUGAAUGAGACCUACCUGUGCUACGAGGUGCAGCUGCUGGAUGGGAGCUCCCAGCACCAGGGCUUCCUGCGCAACAAGCCUAGUUAUCCAGACCCGUCACUCCGCCGCCAUGUGGAGCUGUGUUUCCUGGACCUGGUCCCUGCCUGGCGGCUGGACCCCGCCCAGCACUACAGGGUCACCUGGUUCAUCUCCUGGAGCCCGUGCUUCGUCUGCGCGCAGGCCGUGGCUGAGUUCCUGAGGCAGAACGCUCACGUGAGCCUGCGCAUCUUUGCCGCCCGCAUCUACACCUGGCGCACAGAUUACAAAGCGGGGCUGCGAGACCUGCAGAGGGCCGGGGCGCAGAUAGCCAUCAUGACCCCCGCAGAGAUUCAAUUCUGCUGGAACACCUUUGUGGACAACCAGAGUAAUCCAUUCCAGCCCAGCCUCGGGCUGGACAUGCAAUGCCAGCUCCAGCAGAGGGAGCUGCAGAGCAUCCUCCAGGGUCUCCGAAUAGGGCAGGAGCCCUCCCUGGAGCCUCACGAAAAAAGUUCUGCAUCAGGGAAUGGAGACCACGGACACCACGGACACCACGGACACCACGGAGACAGCCCUCCCCCGCCGUGCGCAGGCGCCCCAGACGGGACUGGAGCGAUGCGCUCAGGGUGGGAAUGAGACGUUUCUGAAAAAUCAGGGUUCAGUCCUGUCUCCUUGAAAGCAUGCCCUGGUAUUUCACCCGAUAGUAGGAGUGUGCGCAGUCCUCUCAGAAUCGUCUUCGGUUCAGUAACGAACCACUUGUUUUCAUUGGUCUUGAGUCCCGAUCAAUGCGCUGAAACAGACUCGCCCACGACUCAGUGUGAGUGCAUCACGAAAUCCACAUUGCUAA